Habropoda laboriosa is the source of this 1301-nucleotide messenger RNA. It is a transcript of the gene Pex13, whose product is annotated as peroxisomal membrane protein PEX13. The coding region runs from base 171 to 1301 and encodes 376 amino acids. The record is from RefSeq and is a predicted model, not a curated record. Gene Ontology annotation, molecular function: protein binding. Gene Ontology annotation, cellular component: peroxisome; peroxisomal membrane; peroxisomal importomer complex. The transcript has 5 exons. Lineage: Eukaryota; Metazoa; Arthropoda; Insecta; Hymenoptera; Apidae. Gene Ontology annotation, biological process: protein import into peroxisome matrix, docking.
CAAUGUGAAAAUAUGUCCGAAGUUUUGUAAUGAAUAGCAGUACAGGUGUUAAAAACUGUAUGUGUGCUUCUACGUUAAGUACAGUUAAGACCUUUUUAUACUUAUAAAAAGGUUAUGAACUUUGUACAUUGAAUAUCAUCGAGGAAACGAUAAGCAAAUUAUCGUAAAGUAUGGCGCCUGAAAGGACAAGUGGUCUUAAUGUAAAUCAUUUAAAAAAUGUACCGAACAUUUUAACCAGUAUACCAAGUGCACCAUCUCCAUUUCCUUCUUCAAAUGUUCAGUCAGGAAAUCCUCCACCAUUACCUCCACGUCGAGCAGUCCAAAAUUAUUCUGAAUUCACUAACAAUCAACCAUUUGGAAGCAAUUAUUAUGGUGGAUAUGGGUUUGGAUAUGGUAAUCAAUAUAGAGGGUUAAAUGGAUAUGGUGGAUAUGGUGGAUUUAGCUCAUUUGGUCCAUAUUCUAAUUACAAUAAUUAUGGGACAUUUAGUGGACACAGUGGUGAUUCCGAAAGUAGAUUUUACCAAUAUGUUGAAGAAAGCACCAGACCAACUUUUCAGUUAAUUGAAACUGUUCUUCACACAUUUUCAUCCAUGACAAUGCUCUUAGAAUCUACAUAUUUUGCUUUGACAAAUUCAUUUAAAGCAAUUUUAAGUGUUGCAGAAAAUUUUGGAAAAUUACGUUCCACUAUAAACCAGUUAUUUAGUACUUUUGCAUUGAUUAGGUUUAUAAAAUGGUUAUAUAGAAAGAUUAUACGUAGUACUGGUUUCCAAGAUCAAAAUUCAAUUAAUGAUAAAUUAUGGGACAAAUCAUUAUCAAAAAUUGGAGGUGAAAAUGUUCACAAUUCUUCUUUCUGGUCUGGAUUUCUAGUACUUAGUGUAUUUUUUGUGAUACCAUACAUGAUUCAUAAAAUAUCAAGUAAUAUUAAACAGAUGCAGAUGAAAGGGAGUGACCCAAAAGAGUGGCAUCAAUGUGAAGAACCUGCAUAUAUUGCAACAGUGUUGUAUGAUUUUGUUGCAUCAAAUAAUGAUGAACUUAGUGUAAAAGCUGGCCAAAAAGUUUGCCUUGCACCCAGGUCAUUACAACCAAAAAAUUUACCAGGAUGGUGUAGAGCUACAGAUAAUAUAAAUGUUGGUCUCAUUCCCUAUAAUUAUGUUAAAGUUAUAGGACAGUUGAAAAAAGUGAAGAAAAAUAAUGAGAUAAGCCCUUUAAAUGGAGACAAAUCCUCUACAAGUGAAAACCAGCAUUGUAGUAAUAAAACAAAUUUUGAUACUGUAAAAAAUAACGAAACUACUGAAAAUUGA